CGGAGAGAGAUGGACAUUCAUUUCUGACCAAGGAAAGGUCUUGUGGCUGCACUAGAAGAAGUAUACUCUUCUACACAUCACCGUUUCGACGUACGCCAUAUGUAUACCACCUUUCAGAAAAAAUGGAAAGACGAACAAUUUAGGUCCUUGUUUUGGCUAGCUGCAAAAUCCACUAUGAUGUGUUCCUUUGAAAAAUAUAUGAAUAAGCUAAAGGAUAAAGAUUAUAGUGCAUGGGAAUAUCUCAGCGAAGUCGUUCCGGAGAGAUGGAGUAGAGCACAUUUUGAAAACCAUGUCAAGUGUCAUGUGUUCUCAAGUAGCAUCAUUGAGUGCUUCAAUGGAGUUAUUAUAAAAAAGUAUCGAGACAAUCAUGUAGAUAUCCUUAUUGACAAUAUAAGGACUAAAGCAAUGAAGUUAAUGAGGAAGCAAAAGAAACUGAUGAAGAAAAG
Messenger RNA from Cuscuta epithymum, 446 nucleotides. NCBI's taxonomy places the organism in Eukaryota, Viridiplantae, Streptophyta, Magnoliopsida, Solanales, Convolvulaceae. The record is from the annotation of a GenBank genome assembly.